Manihot esculenta (cassava) is the source of this 1230-nucleotide messenger RNA. Its product is annotated as annexin D1. NCBI's taxonomy places the organism in Eukaryota, Viridiplantae, Streptophyta, Magnoliopsida, Malpighiales, Euphorbiaceae. Bases 86 to 1036 code for a protein of 316 amino acids. Gene Ontology annotation, cellular component: cytoplasm. The transcript is spliced from 5 exons. Gene Ontology annotation, molecular function: calcium ion binding; calcium-dependent phospholipid binding. The record is from RefSeq and is a predicted model, not a curated record.
AGUCUACACAGAGCAGAGAGCCUGAGGGAGUGUGAGCUUCGCAGAUCGUUGAUAGAAAAAAGACACAGAUCCAAAGCACUCGACAAUGUCUACCCUUAUAGUUCCUCAUACAGUUCCACCUGUUUCCGAUGACUGUGAGCAGCUCAGAAAGGCUUUUUCAGGAUGGGGGACAAACGAGGGCUUGAUCAUAUCCGUAUUGGCUCACAGGAAUGCUGCUCAACGCAAGCUGAUCAGAGAGACGUAUUAUGAGGCCUACGGAGAAGAUCUCCUCAAGGAAUUGGAUAGGGAACUUUCAAAUGAUUUUGAGAGAGUGGUGCUGCACUGGACACUUGGUCCUUCUGAACGCGAUGCAGUUUUAGCUAAUGAGGCAGCUAAGAAAUGGACAUCAAGCAAUCAGGUUCUUAUGGAAAUUGCCUGCACUAGGUCCUCAAAUGAACUGCUUCAUGUAAGACAGGCAUAUCAUGCUCGCUACAAGAAGUCCCUUGAAGAGGAUGUGGCGCAGCAUACAACUGGGGACUUCCGCAAGCUUUUGUUUCCUCUUGUGUGCUCAUACCGAUACGAGGGGGCUGAGGUGAACAUGACCCUCGCAAAAACAGAGGCUAAGUUGAUCCACGAGAAAAUCUCAAAGAAGGCUUAUAGUGAUGAGGAUAUCAUCAGGGUUAUAUCUACCAGGAGCAAAGCGCAGAUUAAUGCUACCGUGAAUGAGUACAAAAAUGCGUUUGGCAAUGAUAUAAACAAGGACUUGAAGGCUGACCCCAAGGAUGAAUUCCUCUCGUUGUUGAGGGCCACAGUGAAGUGCUUGACACGCCCAGAUAAGUAUUUUGAGAAGGUUCUUCGCCUGGCUAUCAACAAAAGAGGUACAGAUGAAGGAGCUCUGACUAGAGUUGUGACUACUAGGGCGGAGGUUGACAUGAAGAUUAUAAAAGAUGAGUACCAGCAAAGGAACAGUAUUCCUUUGGAGACUGCCAUUGCCAAGGACACCCAUGGGGAUUAUGAAGAUAUGCUUCUGGCGCUGAUUGGGCAUAAGGAGGAUUGAGCUGUUAAUCUGUCUCAAGGGGCAUUAUAUCCAUGAAGGUUGUUGUGCGGCUUGUUGCAUGUGGUUUCAACGGGGAAUAAAUCCUAGUUAUUUGAUGUGUUCUAUAUUUAGUCGGAUGGUAUGUUAAGCUGGUUUAUGAAAAACUUUACUUAUCGUCAGUUAAUAAAAUUAUAUAACUAUGUUUGCCCUGUUUA